UACAAAUUAAAGGAAAAUAGACGAUACUAGAGUCAUAUUUUACUGAAUGUUUAUAUAUUACCAUAUAAGAGAUUGAGAGAAAAGAUCACCUAAAGGAGUUUGAGAAUGAGAUUAACGUCUUGGGAAUAAUCCGGCAUUCGAAUCUCCUUGCACUUAAAGCUUAUUACUUAGGCCCUAAAGGAGAGAAGCUUGUCGUCUUCGAUUACAUGUCUAGAGGAAGUCUUGCCACAUUCCUUCAUGGUAAGUUUGAUACUAAAGCCUCAAAGUUUGAUACUUUUGCUAAAACAAGUAAUAUUUUGUAACUCUGUUUUCAUAUUUGAAAUUGCAGCAAGAGGACCAGAUGUUCAUAUCAAUUGGCCUACAAGGAUGAGCUUAAUAAAGGGAAUGGCUCGUGGCUUGUUCUACCUUCACACACACGCAAAUAUCAUCCACGGAAACUUAACAUCAAGCAAUGUACUUUUGGAUGAGAACAUCAACGCGAAGAUCUCAGAUUACCGUCUUUCAAGGCUAAUGACAGCAGCAGCAGGAUCAAGCGUGAUUGCAACAGCUGGUGCGUUAGGUUACACAGCACCUGAGCUCUCUAAGCUGAAGAAAGCCAAUACGAAAACCGAUGUGUACAGCCUCGGUGUGAUCAUAUUGGAGCUUUUGACUGGUAAAUCUCCGAGUGAGGCCUUAAACGGUGUGGAUUUGCCUCAAUGGGUUGCUACUGCAGUUAAAGAAGAGUGGACUAAUGAGGUUUUCGAUUUGGAGCUGUUGAAUGAUGUGAACACAAUGGUUGAUGAGAUUUUGAAUACACUGAAACUGGCGUUGCAUUGUGUUGAUCCUACACCAUCAACAAGACCUGAAGCUCAACAAGUGAUGACACAACUUGGAGAGAUUAGACCUAAAGAGACAGCAACAACGUCUGAACCAUUGAUUGAUGUUCCUGAAGCUUCUGCUUCCACAAGUCAAUAGAAAGAGUGGAGAGUUUUGGUAGUGUGGAAAUGUUGCAGAGUAGUAGUAGAUUUUUUGCAAUUCUU
This is a messenger RNA of Arabidopsis lyrata subsp. lyrata, 1019 nucleotides long. Its product is annotated as probable leucine-rich repeat receptor-like protein kinase IMK3. Lineage: Eukaryota; Viridiplantae; Streptophyta; Magnoliopsida; Brassicales; Brassicaceae. The transcript has a single exon. Gene Ontology annotation, molecular function: ATP binding; protein kinase activity. Gene Ontology annotation, biological process: protein phosphorylation. Bases 238 to 954 code for a protein of 238 amino acids. The record is from RefSeq and is a predicted model, not a curated record.